This is a messenger RNA of Piliocolobus tephrosceles (Ugandan red Colobus), 1293 nucleotides long. It is a transcript of the gene TAF9, whose product is annotated as TATA-box binding protein associated factor 9. The record is from RefSeq and is a predicted model, not a curated record. The coding region runs from base 301 to 1095 and encodes 264 amino acids. Gene Ontology annotation, biological process: DNA-templated transcription initiation; RNA polymerase II preinitiation complex assembly. Gene Ontology annotation, cellular component: transcription factor TFIID complex; SAGA complex; transcription factor TFTC complex. The transcript has 3 exons. Gene Ontology annotation, molecular function: protein heterodimerization activity; transcription coactivator activity; RNA polymerase II general transcription initiation factor activity. Lineage: Eukaryota; Metazoa; Chordata; Mammalia; Primates; Cercopithecidae.
UUCGGAGGCCGGCAGAGGGCCACGAGGCGGUUGUCAGCGUCCCGGGAGCCGACCCUCACGGGCGUUGCGGCAGGCGGGGGAGGGGACGCGGAACGUUAAUUCCGUUGGCCCGAGGCUCCCGGGGGAGGUGAAGAGAGGUCGGCAGAUCCAGCUCUCCUGCUUGGCAGCCUGCUUAGUCUUUCUGAAUCUGGUACACCAGGGGUUGGAAAAACUACACUAGGCAAAGAACUUGCGUCAAAAUCGGGACUGAAAUACAUUAAUGUUGGUGAUUUAGCUCGAGAAGUCUGAUCAUCGGAUAUCAUGGAGUCUGGCAAGAUGGCUUCUCCCAAGAGCAUGCCGAAAGAUGCACAGAUGAUGGCACAAAUCCUGAAGGAUAUGGGGAUUACAGAAUAUGAGCCAAGAGUUAUAAAUCAGAUGUUGGAGUUUGCCUUCCGAUAUGUGACCACAAUUCUAGAUGAUGCAAAAAUUUAUUCAAGCCAUGCUAAGAAAGCUACCGUUGAUGCAGAUGAUGUGCGAUUGGCAAUCCAGUGCCGCGCUGACCAGUCUUUUACCUCUCCUCCCCCAAGAGAUUUUUUAUUAGAUAUCGCAAGGCAAAGAAAUCAAACCCCUUUGCCACUGAUCAAGCCAUAUUCAGGUCCUAGGUUGCCACCUGAUAGAUAUUGCUUAACAGCUCCAAACUAUAGGCUGAAAUCUUUACAGAAAAAGGCAUCAACUUCUGCGGGAAGAAUAACAGUCCCGCGGUUAAGUGUUGGUUCAGUUACUAGCAGACCAAGUACUCCCACACUAGGCACACCAACCCCACAGACCAUGUCUGUUUCAACUAAAGUAGGGACUCCCAUGUCCCUCACAGGUCAAAGGUUUACAGUACAGAUGCCUACUUCGCAGUCUCCAGCUGUAAAAGCUUCAAUUCCUGCAACCUCAGCAGUUCAGAAUGUUCUGAUUAAUCCAUCAUUAAUUGGGUCCAAAAACAUUCUUAUUACCACUAAUAUGGUAUCAUCACAAAAUACUGCCAAUGAAUCAUCAAAUGCAUUGAAAAGAAAACGUGAAGAUGAUGAUGAUGACGAUGAUGAUGACGAUGACUAUGAUAAUUUGUAAUCUAGCCUUGCUGCAUGUAACAUGUAUACUUGGUCUUGAAUUCAUUGUACUGAUAUUAAACAUGCAUGCUGGAUGUUUUCAAGUUGUGUUUUAGAAAACUUUAGUAAUAUUUAAUGAGUAAAUACAGUUACUAUACUUUUGAAAUGAAGGUUUUUCAUCAGCCUUAAAAGUGUAAGAAAAAUAAAGUUGUCAUUCAUU